CCCACCACCCACACAACGUGGCUCUAUAAAAGUAACCAAAAUGAAAAUUAGGGUUUCACUGCUGGCUAUUGCAUUCCUUUCUUCGCUUCCCUUUCACUGUGCAUACAGCGCCUCCGAUCUCGUAACCAUGACUAAGAGAACAAAGAAGGCUGGCAUCGUUGGAAAAUACGGUACCCGUUAUGGUGCUAGUCUGCGGAAGCAGAUUAAGAAGAUGGAAGUUAGUCAACACAGCAAGUUUUUCUGUGAAUUUUGUGGAAAGUAUGCUGUGAAGAGGAAAGCAGUGGGAAUAUGGGGAUGCAAGGACUGUGGCAAAGUGAAAGCAGGCGGUGCCUACACUUUGAAUACCGCAAGUGCUGUGACUGUACGGAGCACCAUCAGGAGGUUGAGGGAACAAACUGAGGGUUAAGCUUUUUGGUCGAUUUGAGUCUUUUUCUAUAAACUAGACUCGCGAGUUUCUCCUAGUUUCUUUUCAGAGAACUAUAUUGAUUGUAUUCGAAGUUAACUUUUAUUUCAAAGUUUUACCUGUGAUGACAAGUAAUUUUGGUUGCCUGGAACUCUUUCUGCUAGAGCAACUUAGUUUCAGUUUCCUUUUGUUGUUUGCUGCUGCAAUUGGCUCAUUGUUUCUUUUAAUGCUUGCUAAGCUAAGCUGAAUUUAACUUGCCCCCCAAAUGUUCUUGAGAGCUUUUACUAUGUUAGUUUCCUAUGAUUUUGA
Molecule: messenger RNA, 712 nt
Organism: Lotus japonicus
Lineage: Eukaryota; Viridiplantae; Streptophyta; Magnoliopsida; Fabales; Fabaceae
Product: 60S ribosomal protein L37a-like
Exons: 5
Coding region: 41-406 (121 amino acids)
Biological process (GO): translation
Cellular component (GO): ribosome
Molecular function (GO): structural constituent of ribosome
Source: RefSeq, a predicted model, not a curated record